UGCAGUGUGUUCCGGUCCCUGUGAGUGUCGGCCUGUUGCUAUCUGUUUUCGCGCCUGUCGCUCUGCGGGAUUGUCGCGACAGGAGCUCUGACAAGCUACACGAUGUCCUAUAAUUACGUAGUGACAGCGCAGAAGCCCACGGCUGUUAAUGCCUGCGUGACAGGGCAUUUUACGUCUGAAGAUGACUUAAAUCUCCUAAUAGCCAAAAAUACACGGCUGGAGAUCUAUGUAGUGACUCCAGAAGGCCUGCGACCUGUAAAGGAAGUCGGAAUGUACGGCAAGAUCGCUGUCAUGGAGCUUUUCCGACCCAAGGGGGAGAGUAAGGACCUGCUGUUUGUACUGACAGCCAAGUACAAUGCUUGCAUCCUGGAGUAUAAGCAGACUGGAGACAGCAUUGAUAUCAUUACCCGGGCACAUGGCAAUGUACAGGAUCGCAUUGGCCGCCCUUCUGAAACUGGCAUAAUUGGCAUUAUUGACCCUGACUGCCGUAUGAUCGGCCUCCGCCUUUAUGAUGGACUUUUCAAAGUUAUCCCUCUAGAGAGAGACAACAAGGAGCUCAAGGCCUUUAACAUACGUUUGGAGGAGCUUCAUGUAAUUGACGUGAAGUUCCUAUAUAGCUGCCAGGCCCCUACAAUCUGUUUUGUUUAUCAGGAUCCACAAGGUCGGCAUGUUAAGACGUAUGAGGUCUCCCUGAGGGAGAAAGAAUUCAGCAAAGGUCCAUGGAAGCAGGAAAACGUGGAGGCCGAAGCAUCAAUGGUUAUAGCAGUCCCAGAACCCUUUGGCGGAGCGAUUAUUAUUGGUCAGGAAUCCAUUACCUACCACAAUGGUGAAAAAUACCUGGCAAUUGCACCUCCAAUUAUUAAGCAAAGUACCAUUGUUUGUCAUAACCGUGUUGAUGUGAAUGGAUCUCGUUAUCUGUUGGGAGACAUCGAGGGAAGGCUUUUCAUGCUUUUGUUGGAGAAGGAGGAACAGAUGGAUGGUAGUGUUACUCUGAAGGACCUCCGAGUGGAGCUUCUUGGGGAGACGUCCAUCGCUGAAUGUCUCACAUACCUGGAUAAUGGAGUGGUGUUUGUGGGUUCACGACUUGGAGACUCCCAGCUUGUGAAGCUCACGGCCGACAGCAAUGAACAGGGUUCGUAUGUUGUGGCCAUGGAGACCUUUACAAACCUGGGGCCUAUUGUGGAUAUGUGUGUGGUGGAUCUUGAGAGACAAGGACAAGGACAGCUGGUAACCUGCUCUGGGGCCUUUAAGGAAGGAUCUCUGCGAAUCAUCAGAAAUGGCAUUGGGAUCCAUGAGCAUGCCAGCAUUGACCUGCCGGGGAUUAAAGGUCUGUGGCCUCUAAGAGUGGCAGCCAAUCGUGAGACAGAUGAUACUUUGGUUUUGUCUUUUGUGGGGCAGACCAGGGUUCUGACGCUGUCCGGGGAAGAAGUAGAAGAAACGGACCUUGCUGGUUUUGUAGAUGAUCAGCAGACAUUUUUCUGUGGAAAUGUGAUGCACCAGCAGCUCAUUCAGAUCACAUCAGCCUCAGUGCGACUCGUUUCCCAGGACCCCCAGAGCCUUGUGAGUGAGUGGAAAGAACCUCAGGGUCGCAAGGUCAGCGUCUGUUCCUGUAACAGUCGCCAAGUGCUACUUGCCGUGGGGAGAGUUCUCUAUUACCUGGAAAUCCACCCUGGAGAGCUGAGACAGAUGAGCUGCACUGAAAUGGAGCACGAAGUUGCCUGUUUGGAUGUGACGCCUCUUGGCGGCAACGAUGCCAUGUCCUCUCUCUGUGCCAUUGGGUUGUGGACAGACAUCUCUGCGCGGAUUUUGAGUUUACCAGAUUUCCAGCUGCUCCACAAGGAAAUGCUGGGUGGAGAGAUCAUCCCUCGUUCCAUCCUUAUGACGUCAUUUGAGAAUAGUCACUACUUGCUGUGUGCUCUUGGAGAUGGUGCUCUCUUCUACUUCAGUCUCAACACCGAAACAGGUCUUCUGAGUGACAGGAAGAAGGUGACUCUUGGAACCCAGCCCACCGUGCUCAGGACUUUCCGCUCGCUAUCUACGACCAAUGUGUUUGCCUGCUCUGAUCGACCCACCGUAAUCUACAGCAGCAACCACAAGUUGGUCUUCUCCAAUGUGAACCUGAAAGAAGUCAACUACAUGUGCCCCUUGAACUCGGAGGGAUAUCCUGACAGCUUGGCUUUGGCGAAUAACAGCACACUGACUAUUGGAACAAUUGAUGAAAUCCAGAAGCUUCAUAUCCGCACAGUGCCGCUGUACGAAUCUCCAAGGAAGAUUUGCUAUCAGGAGGUGUCGCAGUGCUUUGGGGUGCUGUCAAGUCGGACCGAGGUCCAAGAUGCUAGCGGAGGCAGCUCUCCUUUAAGGCCUAGCGCCAGCACACAGGCCCUCUCUAGCAGCGUGAGCUGCAGUAAACUCUUUUCAGGGAGUACAUCUCCCCAUGAAACCUCGUUUGGAGAAGAAAUUGAAGUUCAUAAUCUGCUGAUAAUUGAUCAGCACACAUUUGAAGUCCUGCACACGCACCAGUUCCUGCAGAAUGAGUAUGCACUAAGUUUGGUGUCUUGCAAGCUGGGGAAGGAUCCAAGUACGUACUUUGUGGUGGGAACCGCUAUGGUUUAUCCAGAUGAGGCAGAACCAAAACAGGGAAGGAUUGUGGUUUUCCAAUACUGUGAUGGGAAGCUGCAGACUGUGGCUGAAAAGGAAGUGAAAGGAGCCGUGUAUUCAAUGGUGGAGUUUAAUGGGAAGCUUCUGGCCAGCAUCAAUAGCACGGUGCGUCUGUACGAGUGGACCGCUGAAAAGGAGCUGCGAACAGAAUGCAACCACUAUAACAAUAUCAUGGCCCUGUAUCUGAAGACAAAGGGAGACUUCAUCCUGGUGGGGGAUUUGAUGAGAUCUGUGCUGCUGCUUGCCUACAAACCGAUGGAAGGAAACUUUGAGGAGAUUGCACGUGAUUUUAACCCCAACUGGAUGAGCGCUGUGGAGAUUUUAGAUGAUGACAACUUCUUGGGAGCUGAGAAUGCGUUUAAUUUGUUUGUAUGUCAGAAGGACAGUGCUGCCACAACAGACGAGGAGCGCCAGCACUUGCAAGAGGUUGGCCUCUUCCACCUGGGCGAGUUUGUGAAUGUCUUCUGCCAUGGAUCCCUGGUGAUGCAGAAUCUUGGGGAGACGUCUCCACCAACCCAAGGCUCAGUGCUCUUCGGGACAGUUAAUGGAAUGAUUGGACUGGUGACUUCAGUUUCUGAGAGCUGGUACAAUCUCCUCCUUGAUGUACAGAACAGACUCAACAAAGUCAUCAAGAGUGUGGGCAAAAUUGAGCACUCCUUCUGGAGGUCUUUCCAUACGGAGAGAAAGACCGAACCUGCGACAGGAUUUAUCGAUGGAGAUCUAAUAGAAAGUUUUCUGGAUAUCAGCCGGCCAAAGAUGCAAGAAGUGGUGGCCAAUCUUCAGAUUGAUGAUGGCAGCGGAAUGAAGAGAGAGACCACCGUUGAUGACUUGAUAAAGAUUGUAGAGGAGCUGACAAGGAUUCACUGAUUCUCUGGGCAUUGCUUGAAGUUUUCCGCCUUGGCUUCCCCAAUCCUCCUAGCACCAAGGGAUGGACCCUCUCUGUGGGACCUGAUGGACAAUGAAAAUGCUCAAAACUCCAAGUGAUGGAGGACUUCUCUUUGCUGCCCUUCUGGCACUUAAACCCUUUGCUUCCAGCGGGGAUCACAGAAUUUGCAACCCCUCCGUUAGCAAAAGGAAAACAAAUGUGUGGUUGUACGAGAUACCCUUGCCUGACUCCCCUGCCCCGUUCUUGUUGCUCUCACCCUAUAUUCAUACAUGUAUUUUUUCUCCCUCUUAUAAAAUAUUGUGAUAAGA
Messenger RNA from Spea bombifrons (plains spadefoot toad), 3852 nucleotides. RefSeq names its product damage specific DNA binding protein 1 (gene DDB1). Gene Ontology annotation, biological process: DNA repair; proteasome-mediated ubiquitin-dependent protein catabolic process. Bases 103 to 3525 code for a protein of 1140 amino acids. The record is from RefSeq and is a predicted model, not a curated record. Gene Ontology annotation, molecular function: nucleic acid binding; protein binding. Lineage: Eukaryota; Metazoa; Chordata; Amphibia; Anura; Pelobatidae. The transcript is spliced from 26 exons. Gene Ontology annotation, cellular component: nucleus; site of double-strand break.